AUCUCCGGAGGUGUGCAGUGUACAGCAAAUCACCGGUCGCUGCACUGCACUCGGAUAAGUGAGUGUAGAAAUUGGAAUAUAUCACAUCUGCAAGUUGUUUGGGUUGUAUUUGACCUAGACCAACCGCAAACAUGACAAUAAACAAGCAAACAAUCCGAGACCAUGGUCAACAUUAUCGACCACGUAUGGCAUGCCUCAAAAAGGUGGAGGCCUUCGUGGUGGAGAUGCAGGAUCCUAAGACUGGGGUGAAGGGAACAGAGCAGAAACUAAACGUCACCACCAUCCCGCAUGUCAUCACCGGUCAGGAUGUUUUGGCCUGGAUUGUCAACAAGAUGAAGGUUUCCACAGAAGAGGCCCAGGCUUUUGGCACCAUGCUGGUUGCCUACGGUUACGUCUACCCUCUGCAGAACCACAGGAAGUUGGUGCUUUGCCCCGACGCCACCCUUUACCGCUUCCAGACUCCAUAUUUUUGGCCUUCGCAGAAAUGGGGCGGUGAAGACACUGACUACGCCAUCUACUUGGCCAAGAGAAACAUCCGGAAGAAGGGCAUGCUGGAGCCGUAUGAGCAGGAGCACUACAACCACCUCCACAAUUGGAUGAACAACAAGUGGGACUUCAUUGUGAUGCAGGCUACAGAACAGUACAAAGCUGCGAAGGAGAGGAAGAAGCCUGAUCGUGUGGUCUUAGACUGCCAGGAGAGGGCCUACUGGAUAGUGCAGAGGCCACCGGGUCAGACUCGCAGCGCUAUGGACUACGGCGUGAACCGCCUCAUCGACCCCAACGCAGACGAGAAUUUCACUUACGAUCACUACCGACGAGUCAACAUAUUCCUUCAACAAGCCAUCAUGAGGUCAAAGGUCAAAUCCACGGUGUCCCUCGGAGCCCUGGUGAAGUACACGACCACCUACAAGAACCACGACCCCUUCCUGGCACCCUGUCUCCCUAGCAACCCCUGGCAGACGGACAACGACUUGUACUGGCAAUUGAACCUGCGAACGGUGGACGUCCCCACCAGCAUGCGGGUGGAGCGCUGGUCCUUCAGCUUCUUCGACCUCCUGAGCGACCCGCGAGGGCGAGCCGACUUCAAGCUGUUCCUGAAGAAGGAGUUCAGCGGGGAGAACAUUGCAUUCUGGGAAGCAGCGGAGGAGAUGAAGUGGGGCCCGGCGUCUUCCAUGACGGAAAACGCGGAGACGACCUUCAAGACCUUCUUGAAGCCUGGUGCUCCCCGCUGGAUCAACAUUGACGGGCGUACCAUGGGUCUGACCGUCAAGGGCCUGGACUGUCCUCAUCGCUACGUCCUGGACGCCGCACAGACACACAUAUUCCUGCUCAUGAAGAAGGACACGUUCUACCGAUACCUCAAGUCUCCCGUCUAUAAGGACAUGCAGAAGAAGGCGCUGAACCCUGAACCUCACAACUUCAGUGAUGCCCAGCUGGAGAACAACGCCCGUAACCGUAACCCCGGCGUGAGCCCCAUCCUGCUCUGGCAGCAGGAAGAGGCUGACCGGGCCGCCGCCGCCGCAGCCUCCGCCCCCAUCGACGUCAAGAAGAUGAUGAGCAAGCUGGACAGGAAGUAGGCGUGCCGCAGGAAGUGAUGUCGCCCAACCGGCGGAGGAGGAGAUAGAGAGGCACAGCACCAGCCAGCGUAACCGUAGACCGACGAGAGGUGAUUCGUGAUCGAAGCGCUGCUACCUGCAGUAAUGUUACUGGUUUGCGACCUCCAUGGCAACCUUGUGAUGUCAUUUACAUUAGAGCUAGCUAACAGGCUAACAGGCUAGGGACAAUACACUGUAGGUAUGGCGUCUCUUACGCUAGCGACUGUCCAUAGUGCUUAGGUGUAAACCUAUCAUUGUCCUCACACAGAGUUGUAUUAAAGUACGUAUGGAGAAUGCUUCUUUCAGGGUAGGCUUGUCUUCAGCAUCGUCGUACUGCAUGACGCAUGUAUUUUCAGCUCUAACCCACCCCGUUUCUGCAUUUUCAGUUGGUGACUCACCCAAUGAUUGUCAAAUGUCUAAUAAAACCAGAAUUAUGCAAU
This is a messenger RNA of Osmerus eperlanus (European smelt), 2035 nucleotides long. RefSeq names its product regulator of G protein signaling 9a (gene rgs9a). The record is from RefSeq and is a predicted model, not a curated record. The coding region runs from base 132 to 1577 and encodes 481 amino acids. Gene Ontology annotation, molecular function: GTPase activator activity. The transcript has 17 exons. NCBI's taxonomy places the organism in Eukaryota, Metazoa, Chordata, Actinopteri, Osmeriformes, Osmeridae. Gene Ontology annotation, biological process: intracellular signal transduction; regulation of G protein-coupled receptor signaling pathway; G protein-coupled receptor signaling pathway. Gene Ontology annotation, cellular component: neuron projection; cytoplasm; plasma membrane.